UGAUCAUCACAUUCCAUGUAUCCCCAUUUUCUGAUAAGAUAUAUUCUUCCGACGCCGACUGCACAUCAUUUGUUAUCUGCCAGUUUCCAGCGUGGGGCACGGUAUUCAGCAAACUCUCAGAUCAAAAUUCCUCAUCAUGCCAUCACCUAAAGCUCAUCCAGUAGGCGUGUACGAUGUCAUUGGCCUUGGAUUUGGCCCGGCAAAUCUUGCCGUUGCUGGAGCACUACUGGAACAAUCCAGAGAGACCUGCCCGAUAUCCGUGAACAAAUCUCUCUUUAUCGAGCGAUAUCCCGAAUUCAAAUGGCAUCCGGGUAUGCUCCUCCCAGGUACCCGUAUGCAGAUUAGUUUCCUGAAAGAUUUGGCUACCCUGAGGUCGCCACAAUCUCCUAUCACCUUCGUUGCAUACUUGCACUCCCAAAACCGUCUGGUGGACUUCAUCAAUCGGGGCUGCAUUACCCCGACGCGGAAGGAAUACUCGGAUUACCUUGCCCAUGCCGCGCGGUACGUGGAAGGUCAAGGCAUCAAUGUCGCAUAUGGCGAAAGUGUCAUUGCAAUCGAAGAAGGGGGUGAAGGCACUGUGCAGGUCCAUAGCAGGGUGCUUACAACUGGCGAAACUAUAAUUCGUCGUGCAAAAAAUCUAAUUAUCUCGCCAGGAGGUUCACCAUGGGUCCCGCGGUGUAUUCAGACCAUCCUACCUCAUCGUCGCAUCAUUCACAGCUCUCAGUACAUAUCUUCUGUAGAACCGAUGUUGGCCACGAUGAAGGCGACUACUCGGUCACUUAAAAUCGCGGUUGUCGGUGCUGGGCAAUCUGCAGUGGAAGUACUGCUCGACCUCAACUCGCGGCUAACCAGCAUGGGUAAGAGUGCUGACCAAACGCACAACCUCCACCUCAUCAUUCGUGGUGGCUCAUUGAACCCGAGCGAGGGCGGUCCCUUUGCGAACCAGAUAUACAAUCCAGAGAUGGUGGAUGUUAUGUAUAAUCUGCCAGGUGAUUCUCGAAGAAGAGUAAUGGCAGACUACAAGGCCACAAAUUACGGGGUGGUAAAUCCGUAUACGCUUGAUUCACUCUACCAAGUCAUGUACGACCAACAAGUAGACGGUGACAUCGCUAGACGCGGGGGAAAUGCGCUGCCCGGGACUAGUGCACACAUCACCAUCAUACCUUACAGUAACCUGUCGUCAGCGGAGAUCAGCACAAAUCCUUUGCAAACCCCCACAGAAACAGAAGAUACAGAUACACUUUCGGUUCUUUUGGAGAAUACCCUCACACAAGAGCUCUCCGAGAUGACAUAUGAUGCCAUUAUCUGCGCUACUGGCUACGAGCGAAAUUCAUGGUUGAACCUCUUGAAGUCAUCCAACUUAGGCAAGCACUUCGGCUUGUACACUAGCUCAGAUAAGACGCGCCUCGCUGUGGAUCGCGAUUUUCGAGUGGCCACGAACGGGAAGAAUGGCGAUUUUGGAGCGCCGACCAUGAACGGGAAGAAUGGCACAUCUAAGGCGGCCGCGAAUGGAAUAAAUGGUCAUUCACGGACACCGGACACGGGUAUCAACGCAGAGGAGAAUGAACCAUAUACAUCUAUGAAGACCAAAGUUUCUGAUACACUCUAUAUCUCGCGACGUUAUAGACUUCUACCACUACCAACGGCUGGUCACGGAUUUAUUCCAAAGAUCUACUUGCAAGGUUGUGCAGAGGAAACACAUGGAUUGAGUGACACGUUAUUGAGUGUGGUGGGAGUUAGGGCAGGAGAGAUUGUGGAAGACUUGUGUUCCGAUUAGAGGACUUACGGUCUACUCUGUGAUAGGAUACCUUUGGUUAGUGACUUGAACCGCUGAUACAGGAUGUGUUAAAGGUUACCACUGUAUCAUUAGAAACUCACUACGGGUCAUUGCUGCAGCGCGGCCCGUGUUAAAUAGGUCAGAAUUCUUGUAUAUACCGAUAUGUAGUCGAUUAUUGAUCCAACGCGAGAACUACGCGAGAUGCGCACGAGUGGGCGCCACUCC
Messenger RNA from Suillus subalutaceus, 2002 nucleotides. RefSeq names its product L-lysine 6-monooxygenase (NADPH-requiring)-domain-containing protein. The record is from RefSeq and is a predicted model, not a curated record. Gene Ontology annotation, biological process: intracellular iron ion homeostasis. The transcript has 6 exons. Lineage: Eukaryota; Fungi; Basidiomycota; Agaricomycetes; Boletales; Suillaceae. The coding region runs from base 137 to 1777 and encodes 546 amino acids.